AUGAUUCCGGUGAUUGUUGGUGUGGCCGAUAUUAAAAAUCGGUCAACAGCGAUUGAACAUGCGAGGGAGCCGGCAAGUUUAAUGCUAGAAGCAAUAUGUUCUGCUAUCAAAGAUGCCACUGUCUCAGUUGAACUUGAGGAAAUGUUGCGAUCCAGCAUUGAUAGCCUCGAUGUUGUGAAAACAUGGACUUGGCCUUACACAGACCUUCCGGCUCUCCUGGCAGGAAAACUUGGCAUCCAAACUAAACAUCAAGAGUACAGUGAACAUGGUGGGAAUCAGCCUGCAAAGCUGUUGGACGAAGCAGCUCGAAGAAUUGCGACAGGGGAGAACCGAGUUGCAGUGCUAACUGGAGCAGAAGCUUUAGCUUCCUUGCGCUUAGAUAUUGGGGGUCUGCACUCUGUGGGUGCACCGAUUCAUAUUUAUCCCUUGUACGAAAACGGGUUUCGCGCACAUCGCGGCCAAUCCAUCAAGGAUAAUCACGAAGAGUCGGCUCUCCUUUACGGGAAAUUUAGCCGCGUCGCAGCUUCUAAUCCUUAUUCGUGGAACUUCGGAAAGGAUGCCGAUACCCCAGCUUCAAUAGGGUCCAUCUCUAAGAAAAACCGCAUGAUAUGCUUCCCAUAUCCUCUUCUCAUGAAUGCAUUCAACGCUGUCAAUCUGGCGGCAGCAUGCGUUAUAACCUCAACUGAGUUUGCCAAGAAGCUCCAAGUUCCAGAAGAAAGAUGGAUAUACCCACUUGGGGGCGCUGGCUCCCGUGAGCGCAACUUGUUCUGGGAAAGACCCAACUUUUUUCAGUGUUCCGCUAUCUCGGACUCACUGGACAAUUGCCUGGGUAACAGUGGGAUAACUUCCAGGGAAAUUGAUAUUUACGACUUCUAUUCAUGCUUCCCCAUUGUCCCUAAACUUGCGUGCCAUCAUCUUGGCCUGUCCAUAACCACGCCGGAAAAGCCCAUCACAGUUCUUGGCGGGCUCACGUCAUUUGGAGGAGCCGGUAACAACUACUCGAUGCAUGUAUGCUGUUCCGUCCACCUGUUGUUGACCUUCUGUAUUGAUUUUUUAUCGCAGGCCAUCACAGAGAUGACCCGCCAGCUGCGUAAGGGAUAUGGUCAUAAAGGAUUGAUACUCGCCAAUGGUGGCUUUUUGUCUUACCAACAUGCCAUUUGCCUCUCAACUCAGCCUCGAAAAGACAAAAGCACCUACACGGAUAGUCGCGCAAUGGGUUUGAAAACACCGGAUCCUAUCCCCUUGGUCGAUAAUGAUGCGGAAGGAGACGCGACAAUAGAAACUUAUACUGUUGAGUUCAACCGAGAUGGCAGUCCACAGCGGGCCUAUAUUGUGGGUCGCCUUACAAGCACCAAUCACCGCUUUUUGGCAAAUGAUGGUGAUGAAUUUACUUUAACCCGGCUUUCAUCCACAAAUGAAGAGCCAAUUGGCAGGACUGGUACGGUAAUGCCUGACCCCAAUGGCGAAAAGGGACAGAGGAGAAAUCUGUUCUUUGUCGGUCAUAGUUCUAGACUAUAG
Molecule: messenger RNA, 1518 nt
Organism: Penicillium canariense
Lineage: Eukaryota; Fungi; Ascomycota; Eurotiomycetes; Eurotiales; Aspergillaceae
Product: Thiolase
Exons: 5
Coding region: 1-1518 (505 amino acids)
Molecular function (GO): acyltransferase activity
Source: RefSeq, a predicted model, not a curated record